This is a messenger RNA of Apus apus (common swift), 6660 nucleotides long. RefSeq names its product erythrocyte membrane protein band 4.1 like 1 (gene EPB41L1). Gene Ontology annotation, molecular function: actin binding; structural molecule activity. Gene Ontology annotation, cellular component: cytoskeleton; plasma membrane. The record is from RefSeq and is a predicted model, not a curated record. NCBI's taxonomy places the organism in Eukaryota, Metazoa, Chordata, Aves, Apodiformes, Apodidae. Bases 323 to 5806 code for a protein of 1827 amino acids. Gene Ontology annotation, biological process: cortical actin cytoskeleton organization. The transcript is spliced from 27 exons.
CGGAGCGGAGCGGGGCUGGCUGAGCCGAGCGGGGCUGGCUGAGCCGAGCCGAGCCGAGGUGAGGUGAUGCUGGCUGAGGAUUGGUGGCACAGCCCUGCUGCCAGGAUCCACCCACCCACUUCUUCCUCCUGCUGCUCUUACUAACCCACUGCCUGGCAGCAGAGCCGAGAUAUGUGCUGGGAUCCUUCCCCGAGCAUCAGAUGGAGAGGAAAACACAGGGUGGAGUCAUCUCUCGCACAAAGGAAAUAUUGAGGUUCUGGGUUGUGCCCAAGCCGAGUGCUGAGAGCAGCCCCUGGAAGCAGUAGCGGGGUGACCGGCGGUCAUGACAACGGAGACAGGCCCUGGUUCGGAGGUGAAGAACGAGCAGGAGGAGGCUCCGCAGCAGCAGCUGGAAGUAGCUACACAAGCCCCCAGGGCUGCCAGCCCCGCCAGCUGGGACGCUGAGAGCAGCGAGAGGUCUGCAGCACAGCCCAAUGCCCGGAACAUGGAGCCAGGUACAGAGAUGGAGGAGAAGGACUACAGCGAGACAGAUGGGCUCUCUGACAAAACAACCCCCAGCAAGACCCAGAAGUCACCCCAGAAAACCACAAAAAAAGUGAAGAGUGCCCUUUGCAGAGUGACUCUGCUUGAUGCCUCUGAGUACGAGUGCGAGGUGGUGAAACAUGCCCGAGGUCAGGUCCUCUUUGACAUGGUGUGUGAGCACCUCAACCUCCUGGAGAAGGACUACUUCGGCCUCACCUUCUGUGACUCGGACAGCCAGAAGAACUGGCUGGACCCCUCCAAGGAGAUCAAGAAGCAGAUCCGCAGUGGGCCCUGGAACUUUGCAUUCACUGUGAAGUUUUACCCUCCAGACCCUGCCCAGCUCACGGAGGACAUUACAAGAUACUACCUGUGCCUGCAGCUCCGUGCAGACAUCAUCACGGGGCGCCUGCCCUGCUCCUUUGUCACCCAUGCCCUGCUGGGCUCCUACGCGGUGCAGGCUGAGCUGGGUGACUAUGAUGCCGAGGAGCAUGUGGGCAACUACAUCAGUGAGCUGCGCUUUGCCCCCAACCAGACACGGGAGCUGGAGGAGCGCAUCAUGGAGCUGCACAAGACCUACCGGGGAAUGACCCCUGGAGAAGCAGAGAUCCACUUCCUGGAGAAUGCCAAGAAGCUCUCCAUGUAUGGGGUGGACCUGCACCAUGCCAAGGACUCAGAGGGCAUUGACAUCAUGCUGGGCGUCUGUGCCAAUGGCCUCCUCAUCUACAGGGACCGGCUGAGGAUCAACCGUUUCGCCUGGCCCAAGAUCCUCAAAAUUUCAUACAAGAGGAGCAACUUCUACAUCAAGAUCCGCCCAGGCGAGUAUGAGCAGUUUGAGAGCACCAUUGGCUUCAAGCUGCCAAACCACCGCUCUGCCAAGCGUCUCUGGAAGGUCUGCAUAGAGCAUCACACCUUCUUCAGGCUGGUGUCCCCGGAGCCACCCCCUAAGGGCUUCCUGGUGAUGGGUUCCAAGUUCCGCUACAGCGGGCGGACGCAGGCGCAGACACGCCAGGCCAGCGCCCUCAUCGACCGCCCAGCCCCCUUCUUUGAGCGCUCCUCCAGCAAACGGUACACCAUGUCCCGCAGCCUUGAUGGAGAGUUCUCGCGCCCAGCCUCUGUCAGUGAGAACCACAGUGCCGGGGCCGAGGGUGAGAAGCAGGAUGAGGAUGGUGAGUUUGGCAGCAGGAGACGGUCUGAAACGGAGGACGAGGAGGUGACCACCCCGACGAAAAUCAAGGAGCUGAAGCCGGAGCAUGAAACAACCCCCAGGCACAAGCAGGAGUUUUUAGACAAGCCGGAAGAUGUUUUGCUAAAGCAUCAGGCCAGCAUCAAUGAGCUGAAACGGACCCUGAAGGAGCCCAACAGCAAGCUGGUUCACAGGGAACGGGACAGGAGGCUGCCUUCCUCACCAGCCUCCUCCUCACCCAAGCAUGAGGAUGAAACACCAAAAGGAACCCCAGAAAAGGCCAGCGAGACGAUGGAAGAGGAUUCCCUAGACGAUUUUGCAUCUGAGCACGGAGCUUCCCUAAGCAUGGAGUCUUUCACGCAGAAAAGCCUUGUCUCCUCUCCUGAGGGCUCGGAGCAUUGGGUAUUUAUAGAGAGAGAAACUCCUAGGCUGGAAGCAGUAGCUCUAAAGAAAGCUCUGGGAGUCAAGAAAGAAGAAGCAUGCGCAGGUACCUCAGAGGUGAAACUGAGCACAAGCAUGUCCAAAGUGGAGAUUGCACUAGGGAAAGCCAAGGAGGUGGCAGGCCAGGAAGAGACAGAAGAUGCAGCCCUGGAUACCCAGAUGAGAGCAAAAAUGAUCGCUAGCCCAGAGGAUUUUGAGUCUUUCUGGGAGGAUGAGAUCCAUGAGGAGACCAGAGGGGAGCCCAGCCAGGAGGCCGAGAACCUGCCAGCUGAGAGCACAGAGGAGGAGCCCCAGGAGCAGGGCAAGGAAGAAACCAGGAGUGAGCCAGGUCUGCCCAAGCCAUGUCAGCAGCCUCCAGAGAGGCAAAGGGCCAAGAUUUUGGGGCCAAAGCCUCCACAGGGAGAAAGUGAGGUGGUCUCCAAGGAGCAUGCUUCUGCAGCCUCCAAGAAGCAGGAGGCCAGAGUGCCAGCUACAGCCACAGAGCUCAUCAAAAUUAAAGUGAAGGCUAGUGACAACAGCUCAGAGACUUCUGCAACCCAGAGGAUCAUCUACUUAGGAGAUCUAGAGGAAGAAGAGGACAGUAAAACACACCUGCUCUUGGAGGCUGGUGGACAGCUUGACUUGGAGGAGAGACCAGAAGCCACUGUGAACAUAUCCAGAGAGGGAUCCAGGCAUGCAGCACCUUCAGCAGAAGGGUUCCAGCCCCCUUCCUCAGCAAGUCAGCAACAUAGGGCAGUGUCUGGAAAACCUGCUGAAGCUCCAGCGCAGCCCAGGACAGGUUGUGAUGGGACCAGCCCAGCAGGACAUCCCACCUCAGAGCAGGAGGAAGGGCUGCAAGAGAAAGCAUCUGCUGGGCUAACAGGCUGUAAAGUGCCUGAGGGAGGUGAAGCCCAGGAGGUGGCACCAGAGGAGACGGAUGUGCAAAGCCUAGUGGGAGGCUUAAAGCCACAUAGCCUGGGACGGGACAUUCAUGGGGCUGAGGAGCCCAGAGGGAGCCCAGACAUCUGCACACCAGUGGAGGGGCUCUCAGGAAGGACUGGAGCAGACAACGACAAGGAGGAAAGUGCCAGAGUGGUUCUUCAGAUGGAAGACAUAAAGACCAAGUCACUUCCAUCAGCUGUGCCUUGGCAGGGCCACCCUCACACCACUGUGGGGUCAGGGGGGGAUGAACCUGUCCCUGUGCCUGUUCCCCAGCAAUCCAGCCCUGUCCCUGCAGAGCCAGCCCUGGGUGCUGAGCCUGUGGGCAGAGACUUGUCCCAGAGCACCAGCCCUGUGAGAGCUGUGGGCAUACCCACAGGUGGGGACCCUUCAGCAGAGGUGGCAUGCAAGGAGGCAAGUCCUGUAGAAGGCAAAGGAGCACCCAAGGACAUGAGCCCUGUAGCAGAGGUGGCAAGACCCAGGGGUGUCAAUCCUGAAUCUGAAGAACGACCCCAAGGCGUGAGCUUUGCUACAUGGAAACCACACCAAGGUGCAAGUCCUGCUGCAGAAGGAUCACCCCAAAACACAGAUGCUACAGCAAAGAUGAUCCAGGUCAGAGACCCAGCCACUGGGGAGGUGGCCCAGGACACAGAUGCUGCCACAGGAAAGGCAACCCAGAGCAAAGUCCCUGCCACAGAAGAGCCACUCCAGGAAGAGAAGCCCAUGAGAAAAGAGCUCUCCCAGGACUCAGGACUUACAUCAGGGAAGCUGACCAGAGAUGAAAGCUGUGGAAUGGAAGAAUUGUCCCAUGACAAAAGCCAUUGCAUGGAGGAGUUGCCUCCCAAGGCAGAAGAACCAGAACAAGACACUGAGACAAUAACAAAAGACCUGCCCAAAGAGGGUCCCGUGGCUCGAGGGAUACUUCACACUGCAGAUCCCAAAGCACAAGAGCCAUCCUGGGACUCAGAAGCAAGCCCUACAGUAGGAGAAGCCACCAGGGACAAUGAUCUUGCUCUGGGCCAGCCACUGCAGGAUAAGGCUUCUCCCAAAGAAACUGCUGAUGUCCCACACUUCGAUGCCCCUGUAGUAGGGUUGUGUCAAGGAAGCAAGACAUGCCAGCUCUCCACCUUGAUCUGUAAAGGCAGGAGAGAGCUGCCAGUGAGCAGUGGGACCCAUCAAAUAGAGUCUGGGUCAUUGAUGUGCACAUCUGGGAUGACUGGAGUAGUGUCGCAGGAGCAUGGAGUUGUCACUGUGGCCCCAGGUAGCUGGCAGGACAGUGAGAGCUACAGGAAAACCUCAGUGGCCUCUAAGAUAAGGAUGUUUGAGCAAAGUGAAGUGGAGCAAAGGGCAGCCCAGGAGGGACAAGCAUGUGUGCCUGAAGCUGAGGCAUCAGAAAAAGCAAAGGAGAAGACUGGCCUGGAGCAGGACAUGCUUUGGUACACAGGCUUUGCCUCACCACCAGCAGUGCCUGUCAGUCUGGUGGGACCUGUGUCCAGUGUGAGCUCCUUGGCCCUCAGGCAAGGGGCUGGUUCAGGAGCCUCCUCCCAGCCUCUCCCUCUGAAGGAAGAUGUUUCUGUUGACCUGGAGCACGAAGGAGAAGACAGUGCUGACUUGGCCUCCCCUGACUCUGGCUGUGAACUCACACUGGCAGAAGCCGUGAGCAAAUCUCAGGAACCAAGUGGGGAAGAAAAGGAUUUAGCUGACCCAUCAGUAAAAUCCAUCCUGAAAGAAGAGAAUUUAAAGAGUGCUGGUCCAGUGGUCUUCCAGAGAGCAGGCUUGAGGGAGGGAGCUGAGGAGAAAUCUAAGCCACCUCGGCACAGGGCUCCCGAGAGUGACACCGGCGACGAGGAGCAGGACCAGGAGAAGGACUCGGUCUUUCUGAAGGACAACCACCUGGCUAUCGAACGCAAAUGCUCCAGCAUCACAGUCAGUUCAACCUCCAGCCUGGAAGCAGAGGUAGACUUCACAGUGAUUGGUGACUUCCAUGGCACAGCCUUUGAGGACAUCUCCCGGAGCCUGCCUGAGCUGGACAAGGACAAGAGUGAAACGGAAGAUGAAGGCCUGGUUUCCUUCCAGCAUACUGGCAAAGUAGUUGCUGGAUUGGAAGAAGAUGUCAAGGGCGGGGAGAAGGUCUCCCAGCCCAGCCCAGAUGUCUCCCAGCUAGAGUCAUCAGCCCUGAAAACAGAUGCUGUGACCAAAACGGAUGCUGUGACCGUCAGGUUGGGGCCAGGCACGAAGAAACCUGAAGCAGAUGGCUCCACUCCCCACCAGGUUGGCACCACAGGCACGGUCCAGGUUGAUGGAGGCAGCCCGGGCAGCAGGGAUGCUACAGCCACAGCUCACACUGGCACUGCAGAGACAGCACAGGUGACCUCAGAUCACAGCACCAAGGCUGGGAAAGGGGCCAUUCCCACCACAGACCUUCGCUCCCUCUCACCGAUCACCAGCAGCUCUGCUGGGAAAGAAAUGCUCACCAGCAUCUUCAGUGCCACUGCAGAAACCCUCUCGACUUCCACCACUACCCACGUUACCAAGACUGUGAAAGGAGGGUUUUCAGAGACCCGGAUAGAGAAGCGCAUCAUUAUCACAGGGGAUGAAGACGUGGACCAGGACCAGGCACUGGCUUUAGCAAUCAAAGAGGCAAAACUACAGCAUCCCGAUAUGCUGGUAACCAAAGCUGUGGUAUACAGAGAAACAGAACCUUCUCCAGAGGAAAGAGACAAGAAACCUCAGGAAUCUUGACCAACAUGUUCAUGGAAGUUGGCAUCUGGAUUCAAACGUGGAAAACAGCAGAGAAGGAGCCUUCAUGCUGGAUUUGUCAGCAAGACAUAGACAUCCUGGCUGCAGCAUUCAUGGCAAGAGACAAAAAUUUUAAAAAAGGAAUAGCAAAUAUGUAUAUUAUAUAUAUAUAUAUAUACACAUACAUACAUAUAUAUAUAUAUAAACAGGAAAUAAAAUGCAUCCAUGCACUGCUGCUAUAUGCUGGAAAUGAAUAGCAAACAACACCACCAACAAACAAAGCCAACCCUCUUUGCAGAUAAAUUGAAGAAUUUACUGGAUUGGAGAUCAAAUAAGAUUUAAAAAAAUAAUAACAACAAUAAUAUUGUUAACAAUACAAUAAGCCACCAUCUUGCAUGUUACAUUAAAGGAUACACAAUCAUGAGUUCAUUUGUUGCACACUGAAUGGAAAGGAAAACUGCUUUGCAACAAAGCAAGGAAUAAGCAAACUGAAACAACAAACCACAAGCAGAAGCAAAACCAUUCCCCUCCUCUGGAAGGAAGAGAGAAAAACAGUGAAUUUAUUACCUUAGAGUUAUUUUCCAGUUCACAAGUGUGGUUUUGCCCUUCUCCUCAUUCCAUGCUGGGUUUUUGCAUCUUUUUUUGGGUUCUGUUAACUUCUCCCUUCUGUUCCUUAUCUUCUACUCUGUGCACUUGUUCAACUUCUUGUCCUCUGAAGGUAUUUAAGAAUGGAUUUAAUUUCAAACAACAACAACAAAAAGAUAUGUAUAUGGUUUCUCAUUUAUAAAAAAGCAGCCUGUAGGGGUUUCAUAUGGAUGUGCAUUUAAAUUAUGUAUAUUAUUAUAUCUAAUGAGGGG